CCCGAGCUGGUCCACGUGGCGGAGAAGAACCUAUCCCAGAUCGAGAGCAUCCAUGGCUACGUGUCUCACUCGCACAUCUCCCCCAUGAAGGCCAAUUCCCCACCCGUAAUUGUGAACACCGACACCUUAGAAGCACCAGCUUAUGUAAAUGGAACAGAAGGUGAAAUGGAGUACGAAGAGAUAACUUUGGAACGGGGCAACUCUGGUUUGGGGUUCAGCAUCGCCGGCGGCACCGACAACCCCCACGUGGGGGACGACCCCAGCAUCUUCAUCACCAAGAUCAUCCCCGGGGGAGCCGCUGCGCAAGACGGCCGGCUACGGGUGAACGACAGCAUCCUCUUCGUGAACGACGUGGACGUGCGGGAGGUCACGCACAGCACGGCGGUCGAGGCGCUGAAGGAGGCCGGCUCCAUCGUGCGCCUGUACGUCAUGCGCAGGAAGCCCCUGGCUGAGAAAGUGAUGGAGAUCAAGCUGAUCAAGGGCCCCAAAGGUCUCGGCUUCAGCAUCGCGGGUGGCGUCGGGAACCAACACAUCCCCGGGGACAACAGCAUCUACGUCACCAAGAUCAUCGAGGGCGGGGCGGCCCACAAGGACGGGCGCCUGCAGAUCGGGGACAAGAUCCUGGCGGUGAACAACGUGAGCCUGGAGGACGUCAUGCACGAAGACGCGGUGGCUGCCCUGAAGAACACGUACGACAUCGUCUACCUGAAGGUGGCCAAGCCCACCAACGUGUACCUGAACGACUCGUACGCCCCGCCGGACCUCACGUCGUCUUACUCCCAGCACCUGGACAACGAGAUCGGCCACCAGAGUUACCUGGGCACAGACUACCCACAAGCCAUGACCCCCACCUCGCCUCAGAGGUACUCCCCCAUCCCGAAGGAGCUGCUGGGCGAGGAGGACAUACCCAGGGAACCGCGCCGAAUCGUCAUCCACCGCGGCUCGACGGGGCUGGGCUUCAACAUCGUGGGCGGCGAGGACGGCGAGGGCAUUUUCAUCUCCUUCAUCCUGGCCGGGGGCCCGGCCGACCUCAGCGGGGAGCUCCGGAAAGGGGACCAGAUUCUCACGGUCAACGGCGUGGACCUCCGAAACGCGACGCACGAGCAGGCGGCCAUCGCCCUGAAAAACGCCGGGCAGACGGUCACCAUCAUCGCUCAGUACAAGCCCGACGAGUACAGCCGCUUCGAGGCCAAGAUCCACGACCUCCGGGAGCAACUGAUGAACAGCAGCUUGGGCUCAGGGACGGCGUCGCUGCGGAGCAACCCCAAGCGGGGCUUCUACAUCCGGGCGCUCUUUGACUACGACAAGACCAAGGACUGCGGCUUCCUGAGCCAGGCGCUGAGCUUCCACUUCGGGGACGUGCUGCACGUGAUCGACGCUUCCGACGAGGAGUGGUGGCAAGCCCGGCGUGUCCACCCGGACGGCGACAGCGACGAGAUGGGAUUCAUCCCCAGCAAGAGGCGGGUCGAGCGGCGAGAGUGGACACGGCUAAAAGCGAAGGAUCGGGUGCCGGGAUCGGGCUCUCAAGGUCGAGAAGACGCGGUCUUCAGCUACGAGACGGUUGUCCAGAUGGAAGUUCACUACGCCCGCCCCAUCAUCAUCCUGGGCCCCACAAAGGACCGCGUCAACGACGACCUCCUCUCGGAGUUCCCGGACAAAUUCGGAUCCUGCGUCCCACACACCACGCGGCCGAAACGGGAGUACGAGGUGGACGGGCGGGACUACCAUUUCGUGGCCUCGCGGGAGAAGAUGGAGAAGGACAUUCAGGGCCACAAGUUCAUCGAGGCCGGCCAGUACAACAGCCACCUGUACGGGACGAGUGUCCAGUCAGUGCGCGAGGUGGCCGAGCAGGGGAAGCACUGCAUCCUGGACGUCUCGGCCAAUGCUGUGCGAAGGCUCCAGGCGGCGCAGCUCCACCCCAUCGCCGUCUUCAUCCGGCCGCGCUCCCUCGAGAACGUGCUAGAAAUUAACAAGCGGAUAACGGAGGAGCAGGCACGGAAGGCCUUCGACAGAGCCACCAAGCUGGAGCAGGAGUUCACAGAGUGCUUCUCAGCCAUUGUAGAAGGAGACAGCUUCGAGGAGAUCUACCACAAGAUCAAGAGGGUCAUCGAGGAGCUCUCCGGCCCCUACAUCUGGAUCCCGGCCCGCGAGAGACUUUAAGACCUCUGGACUGACUUUUCCAGGAAUGGGAACCGACAAGAACACGGCCACCGGCUCUGCGGCGGAGCCGCCUCCGGAAAGGGGGACCGGCUCUGUCUCUUGCCACUGAACUUAGCUGUUUGGUUAAU
Messenger RNA from Varanus komodoensis (Komodo dragon), 2288 nucleotides. RefSeq names its product discs large MAGUK scaffold protein 4 (gene DLG4). NCBI's taxonomy places the organism in Eukaryota, Metazoa, Chordata, Lepidosauria, Squamata, Varanidae. The transcript has 20 exons. Gene Ontology annotation, cellular component: neuron projection; neuromuscular junction; postsynaptic density membrane. Gene Ontology annotation, biological process: AMPA glutamate receptor clustering; chemical synaptic transmission; postsynaptic neurotransmitter receptor diffusion trapping. Gene Ontology annotation, molecular function: kinase binding. The coding region runs from base 85 to 2160 and encodes 691 amino acids. The record is from RefSeq and is a predicted model, not a curated record.